CGGGCGGCGCGCCGCGCGCAGGGGCCCCGCACACCCGCGACCGCGCGCAGCCGUGGCUGCUGCUGAGUGGCGGGGGCCCCCCCGCUCCCCCCGGCCCUUGAAGGCGGAGAGAGCUCGCGUCUCGCUCGGCUUCAGGGUAAGUCCAGCUGUGAGCAGAGUGUUCUGUUCUUCACUUCCAGCAAGCCAGAUUUGUGGCUCUCAUUUUCUUCCAGACACUGUUCCUAAGUAGCUAAUGUGUUUUCUACAUGGAACUUUGUAUCUCAAAGCCACUAUUUCCAGCCAGAUAGCUAAGAAAUAUUUCCGGAGAAUAUUUUUGCCAGUAGAAAAUUUUUGCUUUCAAUUUCGAAACAUGAGACUUUCCUACCUUCAUUUCAAUUCACUGUAGUAUUGAGUAUUUGAGAACUCUUCUAUCCAUAGGCCAACCUAUGUUGCAGUUGAUUAAGGGGUGCAGCUCCCAUAUAAAUGCUGGCAGAGUUUUAUAAAUGGACGCUGACAUGGACUACGAAAGACCCAACGUUGAAACUAUCAAGUGUGUGGUCGUGGGUGACAAUGCCGUGGGGAAGACACGCUUGAUCUGUGCCAGGGCGUGCAACACCACACUCACGCAGUAUCAGCUGCUGGCCACCCACGUGCCAACCGUGUGGGCGAUUGACCAGUACCGCGUGUGCCAGGAGGUCUUGGAGCGUUCUCGGGAUGUUGUUGAUGAAGUGAGUGUUUCUCUCAGGCUUUGGGAUACUUUUGGUGAUCAUCACAAAGACAGACGCUUUGCAUAUGGCAGGUCUGAUGUUGUGGUCCUCUGUUUUUCGAUCGCUAAUCCCAAUUCCCUAAAUCAUGUGAAAAGCAUGUGGUAUCCAGAAAUCAAGCACUUUUGCCCUCGAACACCCGUUAUCCUUGUUGGAUGCCAGCUUGAUCUCCGCUAUGCCGACCUGGAAGCUGUUAAUAGAGCCAGGCGCCCGUUAGCAAGGCCCAUAAAGAGAGGGGAUAUUUUGCCCCCAGAAAAAGGCCGAGAGGUAGCAAAGGAACUUGGCUUACCAUACUAUGAAACAAGCGUGUUUGACCAGUUUGGUAUCAAGGAUGUGUUUGACAAUGCAAUCCGAGCAGCGCUGAUUUCCCGCAGGCACCUGCAAUUCUGGAAAUCCCACCUAAAGAAAGUCCAGAAACCUUUACUUCAGGCACCCUUCCUACCUCCAAAAGCCCCUCCACCGGUCAUCAAAAUUCCAGAGUGUCCUUCCAUGGGGACAAAUGAAGCUGCCUGUUUACUGGACAAUCCUCUCUGUGCCGAUGUUCUGUUCAUCCUUCAGGACCAGGAACACAUCUUUGCACAUCGAAUUUACCUCGCUACCUCUUCUUCCAAAUUUUAUGAUCUGUUUUUAAUGGAAUGUGAAGAAUCCCCAAAUUGGAGUGAAGGAGCUUGUGAGAAAGAGAAGCAGAGCAGAGAUUUCCAGGGGCGGAUAUUGAGUGUCGACCCAGAGGAAGAAAGGGAGGAGGGCCCGCCUAGGACACCUCAGGCCGAGCAGUGGAAGUCUUCAAACAAGAGCCUGGUGGAGGCUCUGGGGCUGGAAGCCGAGGAUGCAGUUCCUGAGACACAGACUUUGGCCGGCUGGACUAAGGGGUUCAUUGGCAUGCACAGGGAAAUGCAAGUCAACCCCAUUUCAAAGCGGGUGGGCCCCGUGACUGUGGUCAGAAUGGAUGCUUCAGUUCAGCCAGGCCCUUUUAGGACCCUGCUCCAGUUUCUUUAUACGGGACAACUGGAUGAAAAGGAAAAGGAUUUGGUGGGCCUGGCUCAGAUCGCGGAGGUCCUAGAGAUGUUCGAUUUGAGGAUGAUGGUGGAAAACAUCAUGAACAAGGAAGCCUUCAUGAACCAGGAGAUUACGAAAGCCUUUCACGUCAGGAAAGCCAAUCGGAUAAAAGAGUGUCUCAGCAAGGGAACGUUCUCAGACGUGACAUUUAAAUUGGACGAUGGAGCCAUCAGUGCCCACAAGCCACUGCUGAUCUGUAGCUGUGAGUGGAUGGCAGCCAUGUUCGGGGGGUCAUUUGUGGAAAGUGCCAACAGUGAGGUGUAUCUCCCGAACAUAAACAAGAUAUCAAUGCAAGCAGUAUUGGAUUAUCUCUAUACCAAGCAGUUGUCUCCUAACUUGGACCUGGACCCGCUGGAAUUAAUUGCCUUGGCAAACAGAUUUUGUCUGCCACACUUGGUUGCACUUGCAGAACAGCAUGCCGUUCAGGAGUUGACCAAAGCCGCCAUGAGUGGCGUGGGCAUUGACGGAGAAGUGCUCUCUUACUUGGAAUUGGCUCAGUUUCACAAUGCCCACCAGUUGGCCGCCUGGUGUUUGCACCACAUCUGCACCAACUACAACAGUGUAUGCUCCAAGUUCCGCAAGGAAAUCAAAUCGAAAUCUGCAGACAAUCAGGAAUACUUCGAGCGGCACCGCUGGCCCCCUGUGUGGUACCUGAAGGAAGAAGAUCACUACCAGCGUGUGAAAAGGGAACGAGAGAAGGAAGAUAUUGCACUAAAUAAGCAUCGCUCAAGACGAAAGUGGUGCUUCUGGAAUUCAUCUCCAGCAGUGGCCUGAAGAGGAAGAGAAAAAAAACAAAAAACAAAAACCAAUCAGUAAUCUGAUCCACUAUUUUUCAAAGCACUACUGUAAAAUUCGUCUUGUUAGAGAUACGACAUAGUUCAGGUUUCAGGCACUGACCUUCCUCCACUUUUGUGCAUUUAUCUUUGUUAGGAUCAAAGCACAAGCUCACCAUCAAUGAGCCUGGACAAAAAGGGAAGCUGACUCUCACUGCAUUCCUUAAACUGAUAUGUAUAUUUUUUUUGUUAGGAGGCUUAAUAAACUUUAGUCUGUUUUUUUGUUUCUUUUUAUACAAAGAAAAAAAAUCCAGCUUUCAUGUUUCUGAUUCCAAAUUGGAAAAUAUUUUUAUAUGGUCUGUUGUAUUUUGUUGAAAUGAGAAUACUGUGUAUUACUUUAUUUUACAGGCCACAAUUGACUAUGAAGUCACCCUGUGAUUCUCUUUGCCCACAUGACCACCGAGCAUUAUUACGUAAUUAGAGGGUUAUCCUUUCAUUGUGAAAGGAAGGAGGGGACUGAAAUCUCCCAAAGUGCAAAUUGGAGUGUGUUUAAUCUUUGUUCUGUUGAAUAACCUCGGUACAAUUACAAAGUCAACUCCAAGAAUGUGUAUUUACAAUAUUUGCCGUGUUAAGUGCUGGUAAUUAUAUGGUUAUAUGUGCCAUGUAAAAUAUAGUGAUAUCAAAUA
Messenger RNA from Symphalangus syndactylus (siamang), 3258 nucleotides. It is a transcript of the gene RHOBTB1, whose product is annotated as Rho related BTB domain containing 1. Lineage: Eukaryota; Metazoa; Chordata; Mammalia; Primates; Hylobatidae. Gene Ontology annotation, molecular function: GTP binding; protein binding; GTPase activity. The record is from RefSeq and is a predicted model, not a curated record. Gene Ontology annotation, biological process: small GTPase-mediated signal transduction.